AUGAAGAGCAACGGAGGAUUUGAACGUGUGCUCAGCUACUUUGAUGAAGAUGGAGAUGGAAAGAUUUCGCCUUCAGAGCUGAGGCGGGGACUAGGCUUGAUGGGUGGAGAGUUAUUGCAAAAGGAGGCAGAGGUUGCAGUGGAGUUGCUGGACUCAGAUGGAGAUGGCUUGCUGGGUUUGGAGGAUCUUGUGUGUUUGAUGGAAGGUGGGGAAGAAGAGGAGAAAGUGAAGGGAUUAAGAGAUGCUUUUCAAGUGUAUGACGUGGAAGGAUGUGGGUUCAUUACACCCAAGAGCUUGAAGAGAAUGCUUAGCAGCUUAGGUGAAUCCAAGUCAAUUGAUGAGUGUCAAGUGAUGAUCAAUCAGUUUGAUUUGAAUGGGGAUGGUGUUAUCAGCUUUGAAGAAUUCAGAAUAAUGAUGCAGUGA
Molecule: messenger RNA, 423 nt
Organism: Prunus armeniaca (apricot)
Lineage: Eukaryota; Viridiplantae; Streptophyta; Magnoliopsida; Rosales; Rosaceae
Source: the annotation of a GenBank genome assembly